This is a messenger RNA of Lutra lutra (Eurasian river otter), 1296 nucleotides long. RefSeq names its product parathyroid hormone (gene PTH). NCBI's taxonomy places the organism in Eukaryota, Metazoa, Chordata, Mammalia, Carnivora, Mustelidae. The record is from RefSeq and is a predicted model, not a curated record. The transcript has 5 exons. Gene Ontology annotation, molecular function: parathyroid hormone receptor binding; hormone activity. Bases 639 to 1007 code for a protein of 122 amino acids. Gene Ontology annotation, cellular component: extracellular region. Gene Ontology annotation, biological process: cell-cell signaling; intracellular calcium ion homeostasis.
CGCCCCACAUCCCGGGCUCAGGAGCGUCCGCUUGGCCACUGGGGUUCCGGCGGGUGGCGCCCAGGGCCACGCCCGGCUGGCUCCUCGCGCGGGAGGGGUACCCACUGGAAAGGUGGGAGAAUGCGGCGAGGCAGGCGCGGGUGAGCGCGGGCAGCCAUUGUGGCGUGCUCCCGCAGCGCCUACGUGGAGUCCGGCGCUGGGUCCAUGUGAGGGAAGCCGGGGCUCUGUGGACUCCUGGAACCGCGGCGGGAUGCUUUUUAGGAAGGAAGCCGAGCGUGCGCCUCGUCCAUCGCCGCGGACCAGUCGUGCCACAAUAAUUUCGUACAAAACUUACCGAUGGUGACAAAAGUUAGAAUAAUGGUUACCUCGGGGAUGGAAGAAGGGGCACGGGGGAACCUACUGGGAGCUGGAAACGUUCUGUCUCUUGAUCUGGAUCAGCUGAAAAACCCUGAGAAGAUAGAGGUAAAAUAUUGCCUCCCCUACAAUCUCUGGUGACAAUGAUGGGAUGUUAGUGACUGUAACAUUAAGAAAUCCUGGGACAUCUGACAAAAAACCAGCAGAAGUGGUCAAUAGGUUUAAAGUCACUGAUCAAGAGAUGAAAUGUAAUCCUGAAGAGUGGAAAAACAAUUCCAGGACAGAUGGAUGGCAUUGUAGUGAAGAUGAUGUCUACGAAAGACAUGGUUAAAGUAAUGAUUGUCAUGUUUGCAAUUUGUUUUCUUGCAAAAUCGGAUGGGAAACCUGUUAAGAAGAGAUCUGUGAGUGAGAUACAGUUCAUGCAUAACCUGGGCAAACACCUGAGCUCCAUGGAGAGGGUGGAAUGGCUGCGGAAGAAGCUGCAGGAUGUGCACAACUUUGUUGCCCUUGGAGCUCCAAUAGUGCACAGAGAUACUGGGUCCCAGAGACCCCGGAAAAAGGAAGACAACGUCCUGGUUGAGAACCAUCAAAAAAGUCUUGGAGAAGCAGACAAAGCUGAUGUGGAUGUGUUAACUAAAGCUAAAUCCCAGUGACUACGGAUAUACCAGAGCACUGCUGUAAACAGCAUAGGGCAACAAUAUUACAUGCUGCUAACAUUUUCAAGCUCUUAAGCUUAAUAAACAUCAAAAUUUACAUCUAAUCCAUUGCUAGCCAUGAUGGCUGAAAUUUAAUUGAUUAUUUUGAUUCUACUUUAAUUCAUUUAAAAGCUCUUUUAAUUAUUCUAUUUCUAUUGUUUAUUCUUUUUAAAGUAUGUUUUUGCAUAAUUUAUAAAAGAAUAAAAUUGCACUUUUUAACCUCUCUCCCAUCUUAUGAUGCAAAAUA